Molecule: messenger RNA, 954 nt
Organism: [Torrubiella] hemipterigena
Lineage: Eukaryota; Fungi; Ascomycota; Sordariomycetes; Hypocreales; Clavicipitaceae
Source: the annotation of a GenBank genome assembly
CAUCGCGCUGCACAGGUCCCCGCUAAAAAAAAAAUAUAGCGUUGGUGGGUACCGUGCCGGAACCAAGCUUUUGGGGCAUCUCAGGCGAUUGCUUCCCUCUGUAAUUUCCUGCAAACAGCUAGCUGCCAGGCUAACUAGCUGCGGCAGUGGCCUACACAUCUCUUUCCGGUCCGCUGUCUCUGCCCGGUGCUGCUCCCCCUUCAGAGUGACUUCUCUGUCAUCUCGCGUUCUUUUUUUUAUUAAUUGUUUUUUUCUUGCGCUGCCUCUGCCAAGGAACAAGCUUUCACUCCUCCCCCCCCCCUCCCCGCUCCAUAUAAUAGCUUCCGUCCUCGCUCUCCUUCCUCCAACUUCUUCUCCUACACACAUUCUAACCUCUACCACACAAAUCAACCCUUUAGUUUCUUAUUUAAAAGCCUUUUAGCUUUUCAUCCAUCAACAUGCCUUUCACCACCAGCGAUAUCUGCAAGAUCCUUCUUGCCAUUAUCCUCCCUCCCAUCGGUGUCUUGCUCGAGCGUGGCUGCGGUGCUGAUCUCUGCAUCAACAUCCUUCUCACCAUCCUUGGUUACAUCCCCGGUAUCAUCCACGCUCUCUACAUCAUCCUGAAGUAUUAAGCAAUGGGCGCGCAGCCCAUGGCGCCUCUGUAAUGUCCCGCCCCUGCUUGACUGCACGAUAAAGCUCCUUGCACUUUGCAGGAUGCCUUGAUCAUGCAUGUCAAGUAGAGCAGGCAUUGCCCCGAAAUGCUGAAACGACCAGUCACUCUUUGUCCGCUGCCCGUGGCAGCGGCUCUCUUUCCUUGUGUACACUAUGCACACCCUCCGCAUCACCGAAUCUCGUUAGUUGCCUUUGCUUGGUAAAGCAAACAGGCUUUUUCUGCUUUAGACGACGAACGCUGGCCUUGGUUUACGGUGCCUAAUUUCGAUACCCUAAAUGCUACAAACAUUUUUUCUUCUCUAG